Molecule: messenger RNA, 2070 nt
Organism: Myripristis murdjan (pinecone soldierfish)
Lineage: Eukaryota; Metazoa; Chordata; Actinopteri; Holocentriformes; Holocentridae
Gene: snupn
Product: snurportin 1
Exons: 9
Coding region: 156-1283 (375 amino acids)
Biological process (GO): snRNA import into nucleus; protein import into nucleus
Cellular component (GO): nucleus; cytoplasm
Molecular function (GO): protein binding; nuclear import signal receptor activity
Source: RefSeq, a predicted model, not a curated record
AUUGCUACGAGUGUCGGUGCGCCUUGUAUGAGUUUACGGCUCCAAAGCAACUCCGGGUUAGAUCUCCUUUUUAGUCGGCCACCUAAAAGUCGCCACUGGUGGGAAAGAUGACAACGUGACGUUUCUGCGGCAGCUUCCUUAAGCCACGAGUCCCCAUGGAUGACCUGACCCAAGCCCUCUCGGCCAGCUUCGCUGUGUCCAGCGAGCCCAACAGUACAGCCGGCCCCCACCCUCGGCUUGCACAGUACAAGAGCAAGUACAGCGUCCUGGAACAGAGCGAGAGACGCCGGCGCUUCCUAGACCUGCAGAAAACAAAAAGGUUAAACUAUGUCAACCACGCUCGGCGUCUGGCUGAUGGGGACUGGACUGGGGUAGACAGCGAUGGGGAGGAGGACAUGGAGAAACAGGAGGAGGGGGAGCGGGAGAAAGAAGCCACCACAGAGGAAGAGGGGAUGGAGGUUGAGAGGAGGAAGCUGCCAAAGCAUUAUGCCAACCAGCUCAUGUUGUCAGAGUGGCUGGUGGAUGUGCCUGCAGACCUGGACACUGAUUGGCUGAUGGUCGUGUGUCCUGUGGGGAAACGAUCUCUCAUUGUUGCCUCAAGGGGCUCAACUGCAGCAUACACUAAAAGUGGCUACUGUGUGAACCGUUUCCCCUCCCUGCUGCCUGGUGGGAACCGACACAACUCGGCCAUGGGAAAAGACUACACUAUCCUCGACUGCAUUUACAGUGAAGUGGACAGAACCUAUUACAUCCUGGAUGUCAUGUGCUGGAGAGGUCACCCUGUCUAUGACUGCCCGACUGAGUUCCGCUUCUACUGGCUCCAGUCCAAAGUCCAGGAGGCAGAGUGCCUGUCAGAGAUCGCCAAGCGCAACCCUUUCCGGUUUGUGAGCCUCCAAAGCACAGACUGCACAGAGGAAUCGAUUCAAAAAGCUCUGACUGCCGAGUACAGCUUCAAUGUGGACGGUUUGCUCUUUUACCACCGUCAGACCCAUUACACCCCUGGCAGCACCCCUCUUGUAGGCUGGCUGCGCCCAUACAUGGUCACAGAUAUUCUGGGUAUAGAGGUUCCCUUAGGACCCCUCACCACCAAGCCUGACUAUGCCAGCCACCAGCUUCAGCAAAUCCUCGAACACAAGAAAACAUCAGUUGAGGUCCGCCCGGCUGAUGUUAAUGGACGCUAUGAGUUAGAGUACCUGUCCACCCCCAGCCAAGAGAAAGGCGACGGAGACGCACCUAGGUAUUUGCCCCAAAAGCCAAUAAAGGAGGCACAGAUGGAGAGCUGAGAGGGAUGCUUUGAGUGAACAAAAUGCUAAUUGGUAACUCAGCGUUUUAGAGUGUUGGUGGCCUACAUAUGGCUCUUUGAACUCCUCUGAAUAGUUCUGCAGGAUUGACCAAUUGCAAAGCAUGGCUAAUUCUAAUCCAGAGCGGCUCAAGACACCUCCAGCGUGCAGAUUAGUAGAGCUAUAUGUUCUUUUCAUGGCUAAAAAUACAAAAUCCACCAUUGACCUAAGUUUUGAGGGUACCAGAAUUGUGAUGCAGUAGUGAUCUCAUAGCACCAUAGUAAUCAGUAGGACAUCAGCAUACGGUCCAAAAAGAGGGUGAAAUGUUUCUUAUCUCAAAUAUACAGCAGAUCCAUUUUAAUCCAAAGUGCCAUGUUCAGUGCACAAAUGUCUCAGUUGAGGGAACAUUAUUCUGCUGUGCUGCACUCUGGAAUAAAAUAGAUCACAUGCAACAAACUUACACAUCCUUGUUGUUUGCAGUAGUGCAACUUUUCUACCACUUGCAGCACUUGGAUUAAUUGAUAUCUAUACAGAGGAGAUUGUUAUUUUGAGCAUCAGUUAGGCAAAUAUGAGUGUCCUCUACUAUCAAUACUGUUUAUAGAAUGGUGAGGGGGGCAAAGCGUUGUUUACUACCCUGGAGGCUGACACCAGGCUGAACAAAAAGCCCUUAAGAAGGGCUUUUCCAGUGAUAUGGACUCUUAACACUUGCUUUUAAAAAUUGAAAGUUGUUCUUUAGACUGAAGGUUUUAAUAUGUAUGUCUCUGAAUAAAUGUCUUUUAUUAACCCGCUA